AACACUCUGCCUAUAAGUAUAGAAUCUAUUUUUAUUCAUACUCAAAUAAAUACUCUUAUUAAAAUUUACUUUCUACAUGCCAAAAGGCCAAAAGGAUUGCCAAAUUAAUCAAAUUCCAAUGUCAAUUGAAAGAAACAAUGUUGAAGAAGAUGAAAGUUUCUUCUAUGCAGUUGAACUAAGAAGCUCAGUUGUGUUGCCAAUGUCCUUGUAUGCCACAAUUGAGCUUGGUGUUUUCGAAAUACUAGCAAAAGCCGGCGAUGGAGCUAAGCUCUCAUCUUCAGACAUUGCUAGUCAUUUGCCAACCGAAAACCCAGAUGCACCAAUGAUGUUGGACCGCAUCCUCACACUUCUGGCUAGCCACUCUGUGCUCGAUUGUGUUGUGGUUGGUGAGGGCUCAAGUAUGCGAAAACUCUAUAGCCUAUCUCCAGUCUCAAAACAUUUUUUACCUAAAGAAGAUGGCGUUUCAUCUCAUGCCUUAAUGAAAUUGGGACUCGAUAAGAUUUCCUUGGAAAGUUGGUUCGAGUUGAAAAACGCAGUUCUUGAAGGAGGGACAGCAUUCAAAAGGGCUCACGGAAUGAAUGUGUUUGAGUAUGGAAAAUCAGAUCCAAGAUUUGGUGAAGUAUUUAACUCAGCAAUGUACAAUCAAGCCAAAAUUGUUACCAAGAAAAUAAUUGAGUCUUACAAGGGGUUUGAGAAUAAUAUUAAGACAUUAGUAGAUGUUGGUGGAGGCUUUGGAGUCACAGUUAGCUUAAUUGUUUCAAAAUAUCCUCAAAUUAAGGCUAUUAAUUUUGACUUACCUCAUGUCAUCAAAAAUGCACCUACUUAUCCAGGUGUUGAACAUGUGGGAGGAGAUAUGUUUGAAAAGAUUCCAAAUGGUGAUGCCAUUUUCAUGAAGUGGAUACUUCAUGAUUGGAAUGAUGAGGAUUGUGUGAAAAUAUUGAAGAAGUGUUAUGAAGCUAUUCCAAGCAAUGGAAAGGUUAUUGUUGUUGAUAUGGUUGUUCCAAUAAUGGCAGAGACUACUCAUAAAGCUAAGAGUAUUUUUCAGUUAGAUUUGGUUAUGUUAAGUCAAAAUCCAGGAGGCAAAGAGAGAAACCAACAUGAAUUUCAGGCAAUAGCAAAUGCUGCUGGAUUUAGUACUAUCAACUUUGCAUGUUCUAUUGAAAAUGUUAAGGUUAUAGAGUUCAUUAAGUAAUUAGUAUACGAAAAGAGUUAAUUACAACUUUCUGUUAUAAUUUCUUUCUUAAUCUCUACGUCCGAAAUACUUAUUGGAAUACUUUUUUAAUUUUUUUUUUCGUAUGACAAUGUUCGUUAUAGUUACAAUAUUACCUUUUUAAAUUUUUGAAAAAUUUCGAAUAGUUUACAGUGUCAAAAACAUGGUAAAUUGAAAUAUCAAAAACUUUGUUCUCGAUACUGUAAACUAUUCAAAAUUUACAGGGAUAAUACUUUGACUGUAACGAACAUUGUCAUAUAGAAAAAAAAUUAAAAAUAUUUUAACAUGUACUUUCGAAUGCAGAGAUUGAGAAAAAAAUUGUAAAAUGUGGUUGUAAUUAAUUUAUAUAUUCGUGUCCUUUCAAUUAUAGACAAUGAAUUAAUUGAUAUUUCAAUAAUGUUGGUGGCAACGAAUUUGUAUUUUGUGAUAAAAUAUUUUUUUUUAUUUUGUUAAGCGUUCAGCAAAUGUAGUGGUUCAUGCUUUUACAAGAGCUUCUAGUUUAUAUCCUAAAUGUAAUUUCAGUAUGGGGAAUGUCCUAACUGAGCUGCUAUCAUGUUUGGUAGCAGAAUUUGAAGUUUAAUAAAGCUUAUGAAUAUUCAUUAAAAAAAAAA
Molecule: messenger RNA, 1821 nt
Organism: Cannabis sativa
Lineage: Eukaryota; Viridiplantae; Streptophyta; Magnoliopsida; Rosales; Cannabaceae
Product: caffeic acid 3-O-methyltransferase
Exons: 4
Coding region: 77-1192 (371 amino acids)
Biological process (GO): methylation
Molecular function (GO): O-methyltransferase activity; S-adenosylmethionine-dependent methyltransferase activity; protein dimerization activity
Source: RefSeq, a predicted model, not a curated record